Fukomys damarensis (Damara mole-rat) is the source of this 657-nucleotide messenger RNA. RefSeq names its product olfactory receptor 7E24-like. Gene Ontology annotation, molecular function: olfactory receptor activity; G protein-coupled receptor activity. NCBI's taxonomy places the organism in Eukaryota, Metazoa, Chordata, Mammalia, Rodentia, Bathyergidae. Gene Ontology annotation, biological process: G protein-coupled receptor signaling pathway. The transcript is spliced from 2 exons. The coding region runs from base 1 to 657 and encodes 218 amino acids. Gene Ontology annotation, cellular component: membrane. The record is from RefSeq and is a predicted model, not a curated record.
AUGGUCUCCAAGAUGAUUGUGGACAUCCUAACUCACAGUAGGGUCAUUUCCUAUGUGGACUGCCUGACACAGUUGUCUUUUGUCUCAAUGUUUGGAUGUAUGGAUGACAUGCUUCUGACCGUGAUGGCCUAUGAUCAGUUUCUGGCAAUCUGCCACUUUGUGUACUACACAGUCAUUAUGAAUCCACACCUCUCUGUCUUAAUGCUAUUCUUAUUCUUUAUCAGCCUUUUGGGCUCUCAGCUGCACAAAGUAACUGUCUUGCAAUUUACUUGCUUCAAAGUUGUGGAAAUUGCUAAUUUUUUCCUGCCAUCCUACUCCAUUUUUAACCUUUCAUGUUCUGAUAUCUUGAUAAAAGCCUUUGCCACAUAUUUUGUUGUUCUAAAAAUAUCAUCAUCAAGUGGAAGGUUCAAAGCCUUUUGUACCUGUGGUUCUCACCUGUCAGUUGUUGGCUUAUUUUAUGGACCAGGCCUUCCAUCAUAUCUUGGUUCACUUGUGUCAUAUUCUCCCAUGGAGGUCAUGGUGGCCUCACUGAUGUACAGCGUGGUCACACCUAUGCUGAACCCCUUCAUCUACAGCCUGAGGAACAGGGACAUCAGCAACACACUCAACAAGCUCCACAGUCAAAGUCUAAACUCGGAUUGUAUGGUAAAAAUCUGA